This is a messenger RNA of Eptesicus fuscus (big brown bat), 2622 nucleotides long. It is a transcript of the gene CDIP1, whose product is annotated as cell death inducing p53 target 1. NCBI's taxonomy places the organism in Eukaryota, Metazoa, Chordata, Mammalia, Chiroptera, Vespertilionidae. The coding region runs from base 177 to 818 and encodes 213 amino acids. The record is from RefSeq and is a predicted model, not a curated record. Gene Ontology annotation, biological process: intrinsic apoptotic signaling pathway in response to DNA damage by p53 class mediator; tumor necrosis factor-mediated signaling pathway. The transcript has 6 exons. Gene Ontology annotation, molecular function: zinc ion binding.
GGGUCUCGUCCUUUGAGCGCUGGACGCGGCCUGUCUCGGCGUGGCUCGGCCUUGGGCGCUCGGCCUCUCGAGCUCCCCACAGUCCUGCGUGUCCACCCAGGCCAGCACUGGAAGGAGCCUCACCUGUCUACCAACUCUGAGGACCUAGGAUUUGAGGUUCAGGAGAAGCCUCGAAGAUGUCUAAUGACCCGCCCCCUCCUUAUCCUGGAGGCCCCACAGCCCCCCUCCUGGAGGAGAAAAGUGGAGCCCUCCCAACCCCAGGCCAAACCUCCCCUGCUGUGAUGCAGCCCCCGGCAGGCAUGUCACUGCCUCCUGCAGACAUUGGCCCUCCACCUUAUGAGCCACCUGGUCACCCAAUGCCCCAGCCUGGCUUCAUCCCUCCACACGUGAAUGCAGAUGGAGCCUACAUGCCUCCAGGUUUCUAUCCUCCUCCAGGCCCCCAUCCACCCAUGGGCUAUUACCCGCCAGGGCCCUACCCACCAGGGCCCUACCCGCCAGGGCCCUACCCUGGUCCUGGCGGACACACAGCCACGGUCCUGGUCCCUUCAGGGGCUGCCACUACGGUGACAGUGCUGCAGGGAGAGAUCUUUGAGGGUGCACCUGUGCAGACAGUGUGUCCCCACUGCCAGCAGGCCAUCACCACCAAGAUCUCCUAUGAGAUUGGCCUGAUGAACUUUGUGCUGGGCUUCUUUUGCUGCUUCAUGGGGUGUGAUCUGGGCUGCUGCUUGAUCCCCUGCCUCAUCAAUGACUUCAAGGAUGUGACGCACACGUGUCCCAGUUGCAAAGCCUACAUCUACACGUACAAGCGCCUGUGCUAACGGAGCCUGGACUGGACUCCCCGCUGUCAGUCUGGACUCCUGUGCUUUGCUCCCUACACUCAGUGGCUCGUGUCCCCACUCCCGCUUGGGGGUGGAAGGUGUUCCACCAGUCCCCUGGAACUCUUGUCUUCUUUGCCUUGCCCUUCCCUGAGCAUUUGACUUCCGGCAAAAAUUGUUGGAUUUAAGGCCAAGGGUCAGCAAGUGGCAGGGAGCUGGCACUGAGCAUGUAUGUUGCUGGUUUGCUUGGUGUUUGAUUCGGAAGAUACACUGGGAAGGGUCUCUGCUGGGGUCUCACUCCUCCAUUUUUAUAUGAGGUGUAAGUCUGGUCCUUAUUCUUCUGGGGCCAAAAGCAGCCAGAGCAAUGGCUAGUUUUCCAGACCUGGGCCUACAGUGGGGCUGUGCCUGUAGCCAGUUUCUAAUCUACUGGGCCAAGAGGGGACGUGAACCCAAACAGGACGGAGUCAUAGGCCAGGGUUUCUGGGGUCCUAGAGGUAGCAUGACUGUCGGAAGGAAUGACUCCCACCCUCAGAACUCUCAGGAACUCAACACCUUGUCCAGGAGCCACGUGGAAUUAAGAGAGAGUCGGCACAACUGCAAUUCAUGGGAUAAGUGAUUUGGCCCUGGCUCACCAAAAGACUUCCCUCUCGCCCCUGCCUAGCUCCCCUUCCACAAUGCCUCUGUGAACAUGUCUUUACUGGGGCCAGAAGGAAUCCCCAGGAACCCAGCCCCUCUGUUUAAAACAUGUCCUUGCUGUGUGUGGGCAUGAUCUUUGCCUGGAGGCUAAUGUAUUCCAGCUGAGACCAGAGAUGGCCAAUAGGCCCCUCCCUGUAGGCACACUCAAAAUUUAAAGUGCUCUCUCUGUAGAUCCUCUUUCUGAACGCUGGGCGCUUCACCCAGGUUGACUCACUGUCACUGUGCUUGCUCCAGGCACUAUAGCAGGAACAACUGUAGCACUGGAUUGGGGACCAGGAAGGAGCAACCACAAGUGGCGAAGUACCCUGGUGGACUAGCCCUGCCCUGGGCCUGAGGCCAUGCUGUCUCUCUUUUCUGAAUGGUUUGUCAGUGAACUUGCACCUGUGGACCGCUGUACCCUGCUGCCACCCCUCUCCUGGUCUCACACUGCCACUGCAUGGCCUUCUCUCACUGUGAAUUGUGACCAGUCUGUUUGUAGUUUCUCAUUAAAUUGGUCCAUUCACUCCUCUGACCUGGGCCUCUGCUCUCUUGCCUGGCUUCCUUCUUUUGCAAGGGGAAGAGGGUGGGGCUACAGGUAGUCUUAAGCGCAGGGGGGCGUCAAGUCUUCAGGGUCUCUCAGUGCUUACGCUAUACCGACUGCCAGGGAUGACACUAGCAUUUAAGUACCUAAUUAAAUUUAAAACAAGCCAGAGUUAGUGUGGAGGAGCCCUGGCAUUCCAGCUGUGACUGGCCCAGGGCAUGUGUUGACUAUCUUACUAUCUCUAUACUGGUUUUACCCAUCUCCACAUCACAACAUUCACCAUGGGAUCGAUAGGCUGGAGCCCUCCAACUGAAGCUCAGGGUCAUCCUACUCUGGAAGCAGAUAACUUCACUCCCUCAGGCAAGACAGAGACACUGGGGCUAAGGCUUCUGGGGGGCGGGGGGGGCAACAGUCGGGGCCCCCAAGUUCUGGACCAGCUCUGCCCCUACCCUCAUCUGAAUUGUGGGGGUAGGUAGGUUGGACAGUAGUUAAAAAAAAGUUCCCCCAUCAUUUAACCCUUUUGUGAAUAAAAUGUUCAGAUCCUCAAUUAUAUAAAAUAGAUGCCUAUUAAUAAAAAUAUUUACAUUCACA